CCCACCCCAAACCGUCCUGGGACGAGGAGCGGUAAUUGGGAGGGAGAGGGGACGCCUGCGGCGCGUCCUGGUCUCCCAUGACCGGCCAGAUAAAUCUACGUGGGGACGCCCUGCUACCGUCUGUCUUCUUCCCUAUGGUCCUGCAGACUGAAGACUUAAAUCCAAGGUCAUGGCAAAACAUCUGAAGUUCAUUGCCAGAACUGUGAUGGUACAGGAAGGGAAUGUGGAAGGUGCAUACAGGACCCUAAACAGAAUCCUUACCAUGGAUGGGCUCAUUGAGGACAUAAAGCGACGGCGAUACUACGAGAAGCCUUGCCGCCGGCGACAGAGGGAAAGCUAUGAAACCUGCCGGCGAAUCUACAACAUGGAAAUGGCUCGCAAGAUCAACUUUUUGAUGCGAAAGAAUCGGGCGGAUCCGUGGCAGGGCUGCUGAGGCCUGUGGAUAGGAGGCCCCAUGUGAAAAUCCUUAUCCAGCUGUCUCCACCUCUUUUCUUUCUCCCACCCCAUUUUCUCUUACCUUUCUUAAAAUAAACUCACAUAUAUGCAAGAAGGCCUGCAUAUAUAGAAGCAAUCCCACUAGUCAGCAAUAGACACUUUCUUGUAUUAAGUCAAAGAGAAACCGAGUCCAAAAGUAGUCUGGGAGUAGAAUGGUGGUUGCCAAGGGCUGGUGUUGGGAGGAGGGGAAUGGGAAAUUAUUGUCUAAUGAGAGCAGAGUUUCAGUUUGGGAAGAUGAAAAAGUUCUGGAGGUGGAUAGUGGUGAUACUUGCACAACAACGUGAAUGUACUUAAUGCCACUGAACUGUACACUUAAAUGAUUAAAAUGUUAAAUUUUAUGUUUUGUAUAUUUUACUGUAAUUUUUUAAAAAUAUUUAUUUAUUUAUUUGGCUGCGCCAGGUCUUAGCUGCAGGACACAGGAUCUUCGCUGCCGCCUGCGUGAUCUUUAAUUGUGGCAUGAGGGAUCUAGUUCCCUGACCAGGGAUCGAAUCUGGGCCCCCUACAUUGGGAGCAUGGAGCCUUAGCUGCUGGACCACCAGGGAAGUCCCUAUAUUUUACUGUAAUUUUUUAAAAUGUAGUCUGAAGUGGGAAAUUUUUUAAAAUGUAGUGGAGUAUAUCUACCAUGUCUAAUUUUUAUGAAACCCAAAGCAAGAUCUUAUUAUUGGAAAACGAUCUAUUCCUCUUUACUGAACUGCCUUCCAACUAUUAGGUAAAAGGAAGAGGAAACAUGUAUAUAUUUGGAAUAAAUUCUACUUCUGAAACACCCAUCAACCGGGGUAGAGAGCUGGAACCCUUCCCCAAAGGAAUCCUUAAGACAGUCUAACAUUCACCCCUGUUUUGUCUUUCCUGUGGUUUUCCUAAAGGAGGCUAGUGGGGGGUUGGUGGAAAAGAAAGCAGUAGAUGGAUGGUAGGAAAGAGAGAAUGGGGGAGUGUUAAGAGAAAGAAGGGCACAAAGCCAGAAAUACCUACAGCAGUGGUUCUCAAAGUGUGAUCUUCAGAGCAGUAGCAUCACCUGAGAAAUUGCUAGAAAUGGAAAAUUCGGGACCCUACUUUAGACCUUCUGAAUUGGAAAUUGAGGUUGAAGCCCGGCAAUCUAGUUUAACAAGCCCUGCAGGUGAUUCUGAUGCAGGCUAAAAUUGGAGAACCAUUGCCCUAUAGUACCCAAAAGAGAUUCCAGGUGGAGGUCCCAACUACCACCCCUGCCCUCCUCAACAGGCACUCCUGGGCAUGGGACUCUUGACAGCUGGGGCAUCUGACCACUGUGGGAAGACCAGCUGCUCUGCUUCCUCUCCUGCUGUGUUUCCUCUGAUCUUGGUCCCCUAACAGCCAUGCCUGCUAGUAUAAGGAGAGUUGGUGC
This is a messenger RNA of Aethalodelphis obliquidens (Pacific white-sided dolphin), 1852 nucleotides long. RefSeq names its product mitochondrial ribosomal protein S21 (gene MRPS21). The coding region runs from base 170 to 433 and encodes 87 amino acids. The transcript has 3 exons. Gene Ontology annotation, biological process: translation. Lineage: Eukaryota; Metazoa; Chordata; Mammalia; Artiodactyla; Delphinidae. The record is from RefSeq and is a predicted model, not a curated record. Gene Ontology annotation, molecular function: structural constituent of ribosome. Gene Ontology annotation, cellular component: ribosome.